CUCGGGGAAGAUGGCCGCGUUGACGGUGGAGAACUUCGCCGCGCUCCAGAGCCUGCUGAAGGCCUCCUCAAAAGAUGUUGUCAGACAGCUGUGCCAAGAGAGCUUUUCCAGUUCAGCUGUUGGCUCAAAAAAACUCUUGGAUAUGACAUGUUCCAGCUUGUCUGUGACCCAGGAGGAAGCAGAGCAGCUGCUCCAGGCUCUGCACCGCCUCACCAGGCUGGCUGUGUUCCGUGACCUGUCCUCUGCCGAGGCGAUCCUGGCUCUCUUUCCUGAAAAUUUCCACCAAAACCUCAAAAACCUGCUGACGAAAAUCAUCCUGGAACACAUCUCCACUUGGCGAACUGAAGCCCAAGCAAAUCAGAUCUCUCUGCCGCGCCUAGUCGACCUGGACUGGAGAGUGGACAUCAAAACCUCCUCUGACAGCAUCAGCCGCAUGGCCGUCCCCACCUGCCUGCUCCAGAUGAAGAUCCAGGAAGAUCCUAGUCUGUGUGGAGACAAGCCCUCCGUCUCAGCUGUCACCGUGGAGCUGAGUAAGGAAACGCUGGACACUAUGCUGGACGGGCUGGGCCGCAUCCGAGACCAGCUUUCUGCCGUGGCCAACAAAUGACCCCAGCCAGCCGUCGCCCCCACUGCCGGGUCCCAGCUGCCGGCCAGCGGCGGAGCGCCUCCCGGCCGUCCCUGUAGCGGCAGCUGCGGCCGACGGCAGGCCGGCCGGUUGGGUCGGGGAGGGGGCUGCCAUCCAGGAAGGCACUGCUGGAUUGGGAGGAAGCGGCCGCGCCCCCACGCUGUUCUCCUCAUUCAUUAUCUUCGCCUCUUUCCGAGGCAGAAGCCUCCGUCGCCGGAAGACCUAAUCGCCGCCGGAGCCGUGUGAGGGGGCAUCUGCCUCAGCAGCUGCGUGUGUGGCUGCUUGGAAAAUCCGGGCCCCGUUGUGGAGCUCAUCUAACGAGUUCCUUCCCAGCGGCAGGUGUGACUCACGAGUUGGCAGCCCUGGAACACAGGGCGGUGACCCGCAGUUCCACCCCUCCGUCAGGGAAGCUGGCCGGGUCCCCAGAGCGGGGCCACCUCGGUAUGCUCCGCCCUGGCCUACGCUCAGAGCCCUUCCGAGCCCCCUCAACCCUGCCGGCCCUCCUUCCAGCGUAGGGAGUCUGAGAUGGCUGCUCGUCUCCUCCCUCGCACAGCCAGAGGGCCCUU
Messenger RNA from Puma concolor (puma), 1191 nucleotides. It is a transcript of the gene COMMD9, whose product is annotated as COMM domain containing 9. The record is from RefSeq and is a predicted model, not a curated record. NCBI's taxonomy places the organism in Eukaryota, Metazoa, Chordata, Mammalia, Carnivora, Felidae.